AUGGGCGAGGUUCGGACGUGCGUGAUCUUAUUAUUUGUUCUACUGCAUGUUAUUCAUGCGCAAUCAUAUUUCGAUUCGUUCAUAUGUGACUUUUUAUGCGACGACGAUGACAGCUACGGCUUCUGUGAAGAUUGCUCAUCAGAAGAAUCCUCCGAAUCCACAUCAACCAAGAAACCCACAAGUUCCAGGCCUCUAACUCCUACGCAAAAUAUUACUAUAAAAAUACCCGCAUCUCAAGGAACAAUAUUAGACAUUUUGAACUGGAACGGCCUAUGGUCUGUGAGCGUGGAUGCCCAGAGUAAACCAUCUGCCUCUUCACCUCCCCCUGGAGAAGCUACCACAACCCCAAAGUCCACUGCUGCAUCAGAAGCUACCACUGGAGCAUCUACAACUGCUGCGGCUGGACGAUAG
Pieris macdunnoughi is the source of this 411-nucleotide messenger RNA. NCBI's taxonomy places the organism in Eukaryota, Metazoa, Arthropoda, Insecta, Lepidoptera, Pieridae. The record is from the annotation of a GenBank genome assembly.